This is a messenger RNA of Cheilinus undulatus (humphead wrasse), 3579 nucleotides long. RefSeq names its product trichohyalin-like. The coding region runs from base 1 to 3579 and encodes 1192 amino acids. The transcript has 6 exons. The record is from RefSeq and is a predicted model, not a curated record. Lineage: Eukaryota; Metazoa; Chordata; Actinopteri; Labriformes; Labridae.
AUGCCGCGUCCUUUGACAUGGUUCAACUGCCGUCCCAAGCGUAUGGACUGCAGUGCGUCAACAGUCAAAGUCCCCACCAGCCACCGCUGGGCUGAGCGUGUGGCUAUUGAGGGUGGACCACGCCAUGCUGAGUGUACAGAAGACCAGCCCAAGGAUGGUGAAUGCCCUGAGCGGCUGGAGGAGAGAUCACAUGACCAGAAGAUACCCAGAGGAGGACCACAGGAGAACCAGAGGAGGACCAGAGGAGGGCCAGAGGAGAACCAGAGGAGGACCAGAGGAGAACCAGGGAAGGACCAGAGGAGAACCAGAGGAGAACCAGAGGAGAACCAGAGGAGGACCAGAGGAGAACCAGAGGAGGACCAGAGGAGAACCAGAGGAGAACCAGAGGAGGACCACAGGAGAACCAGAGGAGGACCAGAGGAGGGCCAGAGGAGAACCAGAGGAGGACCAGAGGAGAACCAGGGAAGGACCAGAGGAGAACCAGAGGAGAACCAGAGGAGGACCAGAGGAGAACCAGAGGAGGACCACAGGAGAACCAGAGGAGGACCAGAGGAGGACCAGAGGAGGACUAGCAAAGAACCAGAGGAGGACCAGAGGAGAACCAGAGGAGGACCAGAGAAGAACCAGAGGAGAACCAGAGGAGAACCAGAGGAGAACCAGAGGAGAACCAGAGGAGGACCAGAGGAGGACCAGAGGAGGGCCAGAGUAGAACCAGAGGAGAACCAGAGGAGGACCAGAGGAGAACCAGAGGAGGACCAGAGGAGAACCAGAGGAGAACCAGAGGAGGACCAGAGGAGAACCAGAGGAGGACCAGAGGAGAACCAGAGGAGAACCAGAGGAGGACCAGAGGAGGGCCAGAGGAGAACCAGAGGAGGACCAGAGGAGGACCGGGGGAGGACCAGGGGAGGACCAGAGGAGGACCAGGGGAGGACCAGGGGAGGACCAGAGGAGGACCAGGGGAGGACCAGAGAGGAGGACCAAAGGAGGACCAGAGGAGGACCAGAGGAGGACCAGAGAUGGACCAGAGAAGAACCAGAGGAGAACCAGAGAAGAACCAGAGGAGGACCAAAGGAGGACCAGAGGAGGACCAGAGGAGGAUUAGUGAAGAACCAGAGGAGAACCAGAGGAAAACCAGAGGAGGACCAAAGGAGAACCAGAGGAGGACCAGAGGAGGACCAGAGGAGGACUAGCGAAGAACCAGAGGAGGACCAGAGGAGAACCAGAGAUGGACCAGAGAAGAACCAGAGGAGAACCAGAGGAGAACCAGAGGAGAUCCAGAGGAGGACCAGGGGAGAACCAGAGGAGAGCCAGAGGAGAACCAGGGGAGGACCAGAGGAGAACCAGAGAAGAACCAGAGGAGAACCAGAGGAGAGCCAGAGGAGGACCAGAGGAGGACCAGAGGAGAACCAGAGGAGGACCAGAGAAGAACCAGAGGAGAACCAGAGGAGGACCAGAGAAGAACCAGAGGAGAACCAGAGGAGAGCCAGAGGAGGACCAGAGGAGAACCAGAGGAGGACCAGAGGAGAACCAGAGGAGGACCAGAGGAGAACCAGAGGAGGACCAGAGGAGAACCAGAGGAGGACCAGAGAAGAACCAGAGGAGGACCAGAGAAGAACCAGAGGAGAACCAGAGGAGAACCAGAGGAGAUCCAGAGGAGGACCAGGGGAGAAUCAGAGGAGAACCAGAGAAGAACCAGAGGUGAACCAGAGAAGAACCAGAGGAGGACCAAAGGAGGACCAGAGGAGGACCAGAGGAGGAUUAGUGAAGAACCAGAGGAGAACCAGAGGAGAACCAGUGGAGGACCAGAGAAGAGCCAGAGGAGAACCAGAGGAGAACCAGAGGAGGACCAGAGAAGAACCAGAGGAGAACCAGAGGAGAUCCAGAGGAGGACCAGGGGAGGACCAGAGGAGGACCAGAGGAGGACCGGGGGAGGACCAGGGGAGGACCAGGGGAGGACCAGAGGAGGACCAGGGGAGGACCAGAGGAGAACCAGAGGAAAACCAGAGGAGGACCAGGGGAGGACCAGAGAUGGACCAGAGAAGAACCAGAGGAGAACCAGAGAAGAACCAGAGGAGGACCAAAGGAGGACCAGAGGAGGACCAGAGGAGGACCAGAGGAGGACUAGCGAAGAACCAGAGGAGGACCAGAGGAGAACCAGAGAUGGACCAGAGAAGAACCAGAGGAGAACCAGAGGAGAACCAGAGGAGAACCAGAGGAGGACCAGAGGAGAACCAGAGGAGAGCCAGAGGAGAACCAGGGGAGGACCAGAGGAGAACCAGAGAAGAACCAGAGGAGAACCAGAGGAGAGCCAGAGGAGGACCAGAGGAGGACCAGAGGAGAACCAGAGGAGGACCAGAGAAGAACCAGAGGAGAACCAGAGGAGGACCAGAGAAGAACCAGAGGAGAACCAGAGGAGAGCCAGAGGAGGACCAGAGGAGAACCAGAGGAGGACCAGAGGAGAACCAGAGGAGGACCAGAGGAGAACCAGAGGAGGACCAGAGGAGGACUAGCGAAGAACCAGAGGAGGACCAGAGGAGAACCAGAGGAGGACCAGAGAAGAACCAGAGGAGGACCAGAGAAGAACCAGAGGAGAACCAGAGGAGAACCAGAGGAGAUCCAGAGGAGGACCAGGGGAGAAUCAGAGGAGAACCAGAGAAGAACCAGAGUGGAGGACCAGAGAAGAGCCAGAGGAGAACCAGAGGAGAACCAGAGGAGGACCAGAGAAGAACCAGAGGAGAACCAGAGGAGAUCCAGAGGAGGACCAGGGGAGGACCAGAGGAGGACCAGAGGAGGACCGGGGGAGGACCAGGGGAGGACCAGGGGAGGACCAGAGGAGGACCAGGGGAGGACCAGAGGAGAACCAGAGGAAAACCAGAGGAGGACCAGGGGAGGACCAGAGGAGGACCAGAGGAGAACCAGAGGAGAACCAGAGGAAAACCAGAGGAGGACCAAAGGAGAACCAGAGGAGAAUCAGAGGAGAACCAGAGAAGAACCAGAGGAGGACCAGAGAAGAACCAGAGGAGAACCAGAGAAGAACUAGAGGAGAACCAGAGGAGAACCAGAGGAGAACCAGAGGAGAUCCAGAGGAGGACCAGGGGAGGACCAGAGGAGGACCAGAGGUGGACCAGAGGAGGACCAGAGGAGGACCAGGGGAGGACCACGGGAGGACCAGGGGAGGACCAGAGGAGGACCAGGGGAGGACCAGAGGAGAACCAGAGGAAAACCAGAGGAGGACCAGGGGAGGACCAGAGGAGGACCACAGGAGAACCAGAGGAGGACUACAGGAGAACCAGAGGAGGACCAGGGGAGAACCAGAGGAGGACCACAGGAGAACCAGAGGAGGACUACAGGAGAACCAGAGGAGGACCAGGGGAGAACCAGAGUAGGACCAGGGUUUAUGCAGGAAUUCCCAGAUCCUGUGAGUCCAUCGUGCGACCUUUCAAGCCCUGCCUCACCUUCCUGAGUCGUCUGACGGUUUGCCAGAACAACCUUGGGGCCAACCGGAAGUCCUCCUCCAUGGCCUCCCUGAACUCCUCCCACACCUGGAUUUCCUCUUCCUCAACUCCUGAAGCUACCUGA